This is a messenger RNA of Marmota flaviventris (yellow-bellied marmot), 2195 nucleotides long. The record is from RefSeq and is a predicted model, not a curated record. Lineage: Eukaryota; Metazoa; Chordata; Mammalia; Rodentia; Sciuridae.
UGCCCCAGCUCACCUCCUGUCAGGGACAUGAUGGGCACGCCUGGCGCCGCCGCCUCCAGGGAUGACGAGGCCGCCGAGCGCUCCCCGCCCUGCAGUCCGAGCUACGAUCUCACGGGCAAGGUGAUGCUUCUGGGAGACUCAGGUGUCGGCAAAACCUGUUUCCUGAUCCAAUUCAAAGAUGGGGCCUUCCUGUCCGGGACCUUCAUAGCCACGGUCGGCAUAGACUUCAGGAACAAGGUGGUGACCGUGGAUGGUGUGCGGGUGAAGCUGCAGAUCUGGGACACCGCAGGGCAGGAGCGGUUCCGCAGUGUCACACAUGCUUACUACCGAGAUGCUCAGGCUUUGCUCCUGCUGUAUGACAUCACCAACAAAUCUUCCUUCGACAACAUCAGGGCCUGGCUCACAGAGAUUCAUGAGUAUGCCCAGAGGGAUGUGGUGAUCAUGCUGCUAGGCAACAAGGCGGAUGUGAGCAGUGAAAGAGUGAUACGCUCGGAGGACGGAGAGACACUGGCCAGGGAGUACGGAGUUCCCUUCUUGGAGACCAGCGCCAAGACAGGCAUGAACGUGGAGUUAGCCUUUCUGGCCAUUGCCAAGGAGCUGAAGUACCGUGCAGGGCAGCAGGCUGAUGGGCCCAGCUUCCAGAUCCGAGACUACGUGGAGUCUCAGAAGAAGCGUUCCAGCUGCUGCUCCUUUGUGUGAAUCCCGCAAGCUGAGAGGAGGCCCCAGAAGUCCUUGGAGCUGCAGCCAUCUCCCCUUGACUGGUGUAUUCUGGGCGGCUGAGUCAAUGGGGAGGGAGUUGGGGGGGCCCAGUGCACUGCCCCUUCCCAUAAGGCCGCAGCACUCCUAUAGCUUCCCUGCGUCCUGGAGGAGGGUAAACCGCUUAUAUUUUAUCUUAAUGAUACAAAAUUUCAUGCUAAAAAAGAAAAAAAGAUACCAGGGUUUCCAGAAAACCAAGAGAGAGGGACCUGGUGGCCCUUUUGCCUUUUUGGAUUUAGGAUUAGGACCUAAGAGGCUAGGCCAUCCUCCUAGCAAUGACAUGGUAGUGCUGCUCCAGCUCAGCACAGGGGAUACCAGUGCACUUCUGGGAUGUGAGGAUAAGUAGUUAGUGUCCCCAUCACCACCCUCACUCCAGCUUUCAUUUUCUCCAGCUCCCCAGGAAACAGUCUUAGCCAAUAAGUUGGAUCCUAGUGCUGGGAGCUGGAAGGAAGACUCAGGGAAGAUAAGAGUUGUGGAGAUUAGGAGGGGCCCGCCCAGCUGCAAACAGGCGUAGAAGAGACUAGGGUUUUUCUGUGGCUACCUCUGGUUUUCCUAAACCCACUCCUGGAGGUGUGCUGUUUUUCCUCCAGCGUACAAGCACAUUGCAGCACUUGGAAACAUUGGUUCCUGUUUUCUGGACCUCAGAUUCCAGAGGAGCCACUCCCCCUGAAUCCCUGACUCAUUGGUUUCCAUCUCUGCCCCUGGACACCUGAGGUCAGAGCUAGGAAAAGUUUGUCUUCCCAUCUCAAUCUUUUGGCAGGUGUUCAGCCCUGCAGCUAUUUUUUCAAGGAAUACUUAGCUCAAUUGGGUUAAGAACCAGAUAAAGAGAAGCCCCUGGCUCCUGGAGCAGGUGGAAGGCAGAAUUGAGGAAACCUUAGGUCUAGCUCCCUGAACCCAAGCUCCCCUUCCUUCCUGAACAAUGUGCCCUUUUUUUGAACUUCAUAGUCAGUCACCAGGGUCAAAACUGCUUUAUCUCCCCUCCUACUGAGUCAGGGUAGCGAAUGGAAGGUCCCAUUUCUUUGCACCAAUGCAGUGUGUGCAAAACAAGGUCAUGUGGGUAAACCUGGGGUGGGGAGAGGGGCAGCAAGGAGUUCUUGUGUCCAGGAAAUAUGCAGGUCAGGACCUAGAGUAAGCACCUUUCCUUUAGCUCUGCAGGCAGGGCAGGGAGGGGUGGAGAGGUACUACUUGCUCGACAUUUCUGAGGCUGCUGCAUUUGCUUUUAAGGCAGAAAUCUUGAUCUCUGAGCACUCAGUGGCUCCAACUUGAAUUGAUAAGGAAGCUCUCAGUGGCCUCUCCCAGGCGAAUCAGGGAGGAGCCUGACCUCCCAGGUCUCUUCUCUGGCCCUUGGCAGGUUGCAGCAGGAGAGUCAAUCAUGUAGACAGCUCUGGGCCUCUAGCAUUUGUGUUUUUCAUAAUUAAACUGCAGUAUUUUGGAAAGUA